CUGGGCCCGACACACCGGGGCCCUGCAGUUCUAGCCAUCCCUGGCUUGACCUGAUGGUGUCACCUCCCAGCCCUCCUAGCGACGCCUGUCACCCAUCUUCUCUUGUAGCAGAAAUAGCAUUUUCCUUUGUGUGCAAAAAACUGCAGGGGUAUUUAAAACUCUGUUUUCUCUAAGCAGAAAACCAGCACCUACAUCUCUAACCUUUCCGUGGCCUCAAGGGAAUGGAUGCUGCGGCUGGUGGUUUGCACUUGGUGCCUCCUUCUGGUCCAAGUCAAGAAAAGGACAUUAAACACAAGAAAGAAAGCAGGCUUGACAAUGAGGGGGAAAAUCAACCGAGUUUCAUAAAGGAAAGAUUAAAGUUUUUUGAAAUAUUGAAGAAAGACCAGCAGCUCUUACUUGCCUCUUACGGACAAAAGGGGAAUACCAGCAAGACGAUCACAGUAACAAUGGCUGACGGGAAGACAGUGGAAGGGGAAGUCUGGAAAACGACACCCUGUCAAGUGGCUGCUGGAAUCAGUCAAGAGCUGGCUGAAAGCACAGUAAUAGCCAAAGUAAACGGUGAACUGUGGGACUUGGACCGGCCAUUGGAGGGGGAUUGUACCCUGGAGCUGCUGACGUUUGACAACGAGGAAGCUCAAGCUGUGUACUGGCACUCCAGCGCGCACGUUUUGGGGGAGGCCAUGGAGCUCUACUAUGGCGGUCACCUGUGCUACGGCCCCCCCAUUGAAAAUGGAUUUUAUUAUGACAUGUUCAUGGAGGACAGAGCAGUGUCCAGCUCAGAGCUGUCAGCCCUGGAGAACAUGUGCCGGGCCAUCGUGAAGGAGAAGCAGCCUUUUGAGAGGCUGGAGGUCAGCAAGGACGCCCUCCUGGAAAUGUUUAAGUACAAUAAAUUUAAAUGCCGCAUCCUGAAUGAAAAGGUCAACACUCCGACCACCACAGUUUACAGGUGCGGCCCACUGAUUGACCUCUGCAAAGGGCCCCACGUGAGGCAUACUGGACAAAUUAAAGCCAUCAGAAUUUUCAAGAAUUCCUCCACGUACUGGGAAGGCCGUCCUGAGAUGGAGACACUGCAAAGGAUCUACGGGGUGUCCUUUCCUGACAGCAAGAUGAUGAAGACCUGGGAGAAGCUCCAAGAGGAAGCCAAGAACAGAGACCACCGGAAAAUCGGGAAGGAACAAGAACUUUUCUUUUUCCAUGAUCUGAGUCCUGGAAGCUGUUUUUUUCUUCCAAGAGGAGCCUUCAUUUAUAACACACUUAUGGAUUUCAUUCGAGAGGAAUAUCACCGACGUAACUUCACAGAAGUGCUCUCUCCCAACGUGUUCAACAGUAAGCUCUGGGAAGCCUCUGGCCACUGGGAACAUUACAGCGAGAACAUGUUCAGCUUUGAUGUUGAAAAGGACACUUUUGCCCUUAAACCCAUGAACUGCCCAGGGCACUGUCUAAUGUUUGCCCAUCGUCCACGAUCUUGGAGGGAAAUGCCCAUUAGAUUUGCUGAUUUUGGGGUUCUUCACAGAAACGAACUAUCGGGCACUUUGAGCGGCUUGACCCGAGUUAGGCGCUUCCAGCAGGAUGAUGCUCACAUCUUCUGCACAGUGGAGCAGAUUGAAGAAGAAAUGAAGGGGUGUUUGCAGUUUUUGCAAUCUGUUUACUCAACAUUCGGCUUCUCCUUUCAAUUAAAUUUGUCAACAAGGCCUGAGCAUUUCCUGGGAGAGGUUGAGAUAUGGGAUGAAGCUGAAAAGCAACUACAGAACAGCUUGAUGGAAUUUGGAAAACCAUGGAAGAUGAAUCCAGGUGAUGGAGCUUUUUAUGGCCCUAAAAUUGAUAUAAAAAUCAAGGAUGCUAUUGGCAGAGACCACCAGUGUGCUACAAUCCAGCUGGACUUCCAACUGCCUAUUAGAUUUAAUCUUACGUAUGUUAGUAAGGACGGGGAGGAUAAGAAGCGUCCUGUGAUCAUUCACCGAGCCAUCCUGGGAUCGGUGGAAAGAAUGAUGGCCAUUCUCUCAGAAAACUAUGGAGGGAAAUGGCCUUUCUGGCUGUCUCCUCGUCAGAUAAUGGUCAUCCCUGUGGGGCCAACUUGUGAAGAAUAUGCACUUCAGGUAUCCAGUGAAUUUUUUGAAGAAGGAUUCAUGGCCGAUGUUGAUUUAGAUCAUAGUUGUACUUUAAAUAAGAAAAUACGAAAUGCACAGCUGGCUCAGUAUAAUUUUAUCUUGGUGGUUGGGGAAAAGGAAAAGGCAAGUAGUGCUGUAAAUGUUCGAACCAGAGACAACAAAAUUCACGGAGAGAUUGCAGUAACUGCUGCUAUUGAUAAAUUGAAGAAUCUCAAGAUAUCGCGAACACUAAAUGCUGAGGAAGAUUUCUGAAGCCUUUCCCUGGACUUGUUUCUGUGUAACUGUUUUGACCCUUGAACGUGUUUUUCAUAACUAAUGUUAGUACUUUUAAGAACUUUGGCCCCUCUGGAGGGUCCACAGAUGGGGACAAGAAAGCAGAUACUGAACGAGUAGCUCAAAUAAUGGCCGGAGUUCAAACAGUGGGCAAAGUUUAAUUCACUGUGGCAGAGGACAGUAAGAGGAAAACUUGGGAGAUUCCUAAUUUUCCAAAUGCCUUGAGACUUAAAUGGGAAAUACCAGUAAAUGAGGAUUAUGAGAUGAUUUGCUAUGAACUGUGAUUCUCAAAAGAUAUACUUCAAAAAAGUCUGCAAAGCUUUUUAAGUUAGAGAGAAAAAAUCUUAUUUUCUAAUAACACUACGUCUCAGGUAUUUUUACGGCUGUUUUACUGAAGUUCACACUGAAACUCUAUCUCCAAAAUUAGAAUCACUGCUUUGUUUUAACCAACAGCCGCAAAAGAAGCUAGUACUUCUUUUGCUGGAUUACUAACAAAGGAUUCUAACCCUCACCGGAAUUCCGUGUUGUGGAAUCCACUGUUAUUUGCCCUGUUGUGUUGCUGUUGCUGUUUUCUGCUUUUAAAUGGCAAUGGAGCCUUGCUCAUCUUUAGAAAAAAAUAA
This is a messenger RNA of Condylura cristata (star-nosed mole), 3001 nucleotides long. It is a transcript of the gene TARS3, whose product is annotated as threonyl-tRNA synthetase-like 2. Lineage: Eukaryota; Metazoa; Chordata; Mammalia; Eulipotyphla; Talpidae. Gene Ontology annotation, cellular component: cytoplasm. Gene Ontology annotation, molecular function: threonine-tRNA ligase activity; ATP binding. The transcript has 19 exons. The record is from RefSeq and is a predicted model, not a curated record. The coding region runs from base 222 to 2360 and encodes 712 amino acids. Gene Ontology annotation, biological process: threonyl-tRNA aminoacylation.